AUGCGGCUACGCCCAAACCGUGACAGGCCAGUCGAAGGAAUCGCCGGGGGACGUAGAUGCGCAGGAAGACUGGACCAGGAGGAAAUGUCGGACGAGGAGGAUGAUGAUCCGCUAUGCCCAACAAUACGUCUGUCGAAGGCGGAGAUUCGACAGAUCAGGGCGCCAUGGAGGUUGGCGAUUAUCGUCAAAGGUAUGGGUAGAUCGAUCGGGUACACGUACUUACUGCGCCGGCUGACGUCCAUGUGGAAACCGAAGGGAAAGAUGGAGCUAAUCGCGAUUGACAACGGGUACUUCAUAGUGCGGUUUGGAGUGGUAAAAGACCUGGAACAUGCCAUUUUUGAGGGUCCAUGGAUGGUCAUGGACCAUUAUUUGAUCGUCAAACCAUGGAUGCCAGACUUUGAUCCGUUCUCAGACGUCACAGAAAAGGUCCUAGUAUGGUUAAGAAUUCCUUGUCUACCUGCUGAGUACUAUAGUCUAAUCUUUCUCAGGAAAUUGGGGAACAGGGUGGGAAGAACGAUCCGAGUUGAUCAAGCCACAAGCAUGAUGUCACGAGGGAUGUUCGCCCGAAUAUGCGUUGAAGUUGAUAUAUCAAAGCCAUUGAUUUCGAAGUUCAAGUAUAAGGGACGUGUGAGAUCGCUGGCUUAUGAGGGCAUCCAUUUGGUGUGUUUCAAAUGUGGUAUUUAUGGACAUACACCUGAUGAUUGCCCCAAAGCAGUCAGACCUGCGAAUGCAUGCGAUGAUGCUCCGAACAGAGAGACGGAAUGCAAAGGCUCAGGGGAAUCACGUGGAGUUAUAAUCGGAGCAGAACCGUUUGGCGCAUGGAUGAUUGCGCCAAGGCGAAAAAGCAGAAAUGGGGGUCGAAAACAUGAGAAAUCCAACUAG
This is a messenger RNA of Ipomoea nil (Japanese morning glory), 882 nucleotides long. RefSeq lists its product as uncharacterized. The record is from RefSeq and is a predicted model, not a curated record. The transcript has a single exon. Lineage: Eukaryota; Viridiplantae; Streptophyta; Magnoliopsida; Solanales; Convolvulaceae. The coding region runs from base 1 to 882 and encodes 293 amino acids. Gene Ontology annotation, molecular function: nucleic acid binding; zinc ion binding.